AUGUAUAAGAAUCUCGGAUCAGCAGAUGGGCACGAGGAAUUGGACGAGAUCAAAGCGACCUGUGAGCGGCAUGCCGAUCUGUGCCGACAAUACGCCAAAUGCAGUCUAGACCUUCAGAUGAACGAUGCCCAACUAGAAAUUCUAUCUGAAACCGCUGAAACGUUGCGACAACGUCAUGCUCAGAUCAGGAGGACCAUCGACGAGAAGCCUCAACGACUCUCAAGUGGAAUGCUGAGCCCGAAGAAGCCUCCCUAUGACAAAUUUCUCAAUUACCUCGGUGGCAAGGCCAUAGAUCAGGGUUUAUCGGCCAAAAACAAAAAUAUAACAAUUGCAGCUAUUAAUGGAAAUAAAUGUAUUAUACGAGUAAUACCUAUUCUCUCAUAG
This is a messenger RNA of Haemonchus placei, 384 nucleotides long. NCBI's taxonomy places the organism in Eukaryota, Metazoa, Nematoda, Chromadorea, Rhabditida, Trichostrongylidae. The record is from the annotation of a GenBank genome assembly.